GCUCAGAAGCCGCGAGCGGAUAUCCAGAAAGCUUUUGAUCAGUUCCUGAAGGACUUCGGAAAGGACUAUGACAAUGUGGAGAAGCAGGCCCGCUUUGGCGCCUUUGCGGACAACUAUGAGUACAUCCAGAGGGAGAAUGCCAAGGGCCUCUCCUACAAGCUGGGCUUGAACCAGUUCUCGGACAUGACUUUGGAUGAGUUCAAGAUGAACAAGCUUGGGCUGCAGCUGCCCAACUCUGUGUGGGGAACCCUGGCGAGCUUGGGCACGCACAAGGCAGGCAACGGCACCCUUCCCAGCUCUGUGGACUGGCGCAACAAGAAUGCCGUGACUCCAGUGAAGAAUCAGGAGCAGUGCGGAUCUUGCUGGGCUUUCAGCACCACUGGAGCUUUGGAGGGCGCCUGGGCCAUUGCCACUGGCAAGCUCGUGUCCCUCUCCGAGCAACAGCUGGUGGACUGCUCCAAGAAGUUCGGCAACGAGGGCUGCAGCGGAGGCCUCAUGGACAAUGGCUUCAAGUAUGAGGAGCAGGCCCCGGUGUGCACGGAGGAGAGCUACCCAUACGUGGCCAAGAACGGCAUCUGCAAGGCCUCCGGCUGCACGGUGGGCAUCCCUGCGCACGGCGUCACAGGCUACAAGGAUGUGCAGGCCGACGACGAGCAGUCCCUGAUGGACGCCGUCUCUAAGCAGCCCGUGUCCGUGGCCAUCGAGGCUGACCAGAUGGCGUUCCAGCUGUACAAGAGUGGCGUUCUCAGCAAGACCUGUGGCACCAAGUUGGACCACGGUGUGCUGGUCGUAGGCUACGGCACGGAGGACGGCAAGGACUACUGGCUGGUGAAGAACAGCUGGGGAGCUACCUGGGGCGAGGAGGGCUACGUGAAGCUCGAGCGCGGCAAGCCGGGAGCCGGCGAGUGCGGCGUCAAGAGCCAGGCGUCCUAUCCCAUCGUGUCCGGCAAGCCAGGCCCAUCUCCCUCCCCGCCUUCUCCGCCAUCUCCUCCGUCUCCUCCUACCCCCAGCAAGAGCCAUUACGAGAAGCCUCCAUGCCAGAGCGACGAGACCCAAGCUGAGGUGGAGGGUGCCGGCGGCAGCGUGUGCGCCCCCAAGUGCGACACAGGCUCUUGCCCAACCGACGUGCCGGAGGGCACUACCGCAAGGCCCAUGUGCAUCCUGCAGGACUCCAGCACUGGGGACAAGUACUGUGCCCUCGCGUGCAUCUUGGGAGGCUGCCCCAGUGGCUCCAAGUGCGUGCACCUUUCCAGCCUGUUGGGUGUCUGCAUCUACCCUGACUCUGAAUCCAGCAUGAAGCUUGGAGUUGCACCAGACACCAGCGAGAUCACCGUCUGA
Symbiodinium pilosum is the source of this 1338-nucleotide messenger RNA. NCBI's taxonomy places the organism in Eukaryota, Dinophyceae, Suessiales, Symbiodiniaceae. The record is from the annotation of a GenBank genome assembly.